Messenger RNA from Bactrocera tryoni, 2571 nucleotides. Its product is annotated as phosphoglucomutase-2-like. Gene Ontology annotation, biological process: carbohydrate metabolic process; purine ribonucleoside salvage. The transcript has 4 exons. The record is from RefSeq and is a predicted model, not a curated record. Lineage: Eukaryota; Metazoa; Arthropoda; Insecta; Diptera; Tephritidae. Bases 98 to 1912 code for a protein of 604 amino acids. Gene Ontology annotation, molecular function: magnesium ion binding; phosphopentomutase activity.
UUGACAGUUAUGUACUUAACUUUAUCUGUGACUUAACUUUAACCCUUGACCACGGUAGAGGAGCCCUUGACUAAACAAGUGUAUAUUCGAAUCAAAAAUGGCAUCUCCACAAUUACGUGAAGCGAUCGAGCAUUGGAUGAAGUGGGAUAAAUGCGAGAAAACUCUAUCCGAAAUAAAGUCGCUGGAACAGGCCGAAAAUUGGAAAAAAUUAGACGAACUUCUGAAUACUCGACUAGCAUUUGGCACUGCUGGUUUGCGGGGCAAAAUGCGGGCUGGCUUCAAUGGUAUGAACGAUUUAGUCAUAGCACAAACAGCACAAGGCUUAUGUACUUACAUUACGGAGCAAAUUAGCGAUACUUUUCGGAAACAGCGUGGCAUUGUUUUCGGCUAUGACGGCCGACAUAACAGUAAACGGUUUGCGGAGAUCUCGGCAAAUGUUUUUAUCCGUGCUGGGUUUAAGGUUUACCUAUAUAGAUGUUUAGUUGCCACCCCUUUAGUACCCUAUACCAUAAAACAUUUCAAAUGUCUGGCUGGCGUAAUGGUAACUGCUUCACACAAUCCAAAAGAUGAUAAUGGCUAUAAAGUGUACUGGAAUAAUGGAGCACAAAUCAUAUCGCCACAUGAUAAAAACAUACAGAAAGCUAUACUGGCGAAUCUUGAGCCAUGGGUAGACACUUGGAAUACAGAGAAUUUAUAUAACUCGGCAAUUCUUCUUGAUCCGAAAGAGGCAAUUAAGACUUACGUGGAUAAAGUGCGUGAAACAUUGCCACUAUCCUUUAUUGAAAUAAACAGUCAAAGCAACUUGCGUUUAGUUUACAGUGCAAUGCAUGGUGUGGGUUAUCCUUUUGUGAAAGAUACAUUCGAAGCAGUAAAAUUACAACCUGUUAUAGCUGUGGAAGAACAAAAGGAUGCCGAUCCAGAGUUUCCAACUGUAGUAUUUCCAAACCCGGAAGAGGGUAAAAGCGCAUUGGAAUUGUCAAUUAAAAAAGCUGACAGUACCGGUUGCUCCAUUAUACUUGCCAAUGAUCCAGAUGCCGAUCGAUUGGCUUUGGCUACGAAAAAUCCAAAUACCGGCAAGUGGAAGGUUUACAGCGGCAAUGAAAUCGGAGCACUGCUCGGUUGGUGGGCUAUACAUCUCUAUAAACAUACACAUCCAGAGGGUGAUCUUUCUAAUUGCUAUUUUCUUGCCAGCACUGUAAGCUCUAAGAUACUCAGGGCUUUUGCCGAAAAGGAAGGUCUGCAUUUUAUUGAAACCCUCACGGGUUUCAAGUGGAUGGGCAACGAGACGGACAAGCUCAUUAACAGUGGAAAAACGGUAUUAUUUGCUUUCGAAGAGGCUAUUGGUUUUAUGUUCUCGACUAAUGUCUUGGAUAAAGAUGGCGUAAGCGCUGCUUGCCAUUUAGCUUCUAUGGCUUGUUACCUUGAGGCGAAAGAAAAAAUUUCAUUCGAUGAGAAACUACAAACUAUAUACAAGGAAUAUGGAUUUCAUUACAAUAAAACAUCUUACUUCUUUUGCUACGAACCACCAGUUAUUAAGAAGAUUUUCGAACGUCUACGUUAUUUCGCUGGUGCAUCGAAAACGUACCCGUCUAGUAUACUUGAGGGAAAAUACAAAAUUCGAUAUAUACGCGAUUUAACCAAUGGCGUUGACACAUCACAAUCUGAUGGUAAAGCCAUUUUACCCGUCAGUGCCAGUAGCCAAAUGAUUACGUUUACUUUUGAUAAUGGUCUAGUGAUUACACUGCGCACCAGUGGCACUGAACCAAAAAUCAAAUAUUAUGCCGAAAUGUGCGCACAACCGGGACAAGAAGAUUUUGAUGGUCUAAUCAAUACCACGAAUGAGAUGGUAGCAGCUAUAGUGCAAGAAUUUUUGCAGCCAGAUGAGAAUAACCUAACAGCCAAGUCAGAUUGAAGUCUUUAUUACGUCCAACAAAUAAUUGGAGCAAAAAAGUAUUGAUUUUUAGUUGUAAUAAGUGGAAAAGGAAAAAUCUCAAUUCUGCUAAGGGCAUUUCUUAUUAGACGCACACAACUUAUAUCCCACUCAGGUUUCAUUACGUCAUCUUAAAUAAUCAUAAAUAACAUUCCGAAUAACGCGAUCGCGGAGAUUACGCUUGUUUACCAGUAAACAGCGAUAAUAGAAGAAUGUCUUUGGUACAUUAUUUGAUAUUAUUUAUUGCGCACACAUACGAAUAUAAGUAUGUACGUGUUUAUAUAUCGUAUGUAAUUAUGAUUAAAUUAUUAAUAACAACUUCUACUAGAACCAUGGUAUAGAACUAAGGUUAUGAUUUUAUUUUAAUUUUUGUUUUCUACACAAAUUCCAUUGUUUUACCAAAGGUACGCGAUUUUUUAAGCUUGAUAUUGCUGGACAAGAAGAAAGUGUAACAAUAUACAUAAAUGUGUAAUCUCGGUUCUCACUUAACAGACAGAGCGAAUUAGACUCCUUUGUAGUGAUUUAUUAUUAUACUGUUGUUGUUGUUUGGUUGUAACAAAUAUCUAAACCCUGUUUGGUGAUAAUAAUUGUAUUUAACGUAAUAUUGCCGGACAAGAAUAAAGUGUAUCAAUAUAAAAGUA